Molecule: messenger RNA, 3073 nt
Organism: Marchantia polymorpha subsp. ruderalis
Lineage: Eukaryota; Viridiplantae; Streptophyta; Marchantiopsida; Marchantiales; Marchantiaceae
Source: the annotation of a GenBank genome assembly
ACGGAGUCAUGGACUCACUCACGGGACAGGAGAGGAUAGAGAAGCACGACAAGUGACAAGUCAUGGAGAAGACGUAGACGAAUUCCGAGCGCACAAAACAUUCAAAUCCUCGAUCCUCAACCUUUAUUCCCGUGCCAACUGCUGUGUCGAUACCGUGCGUUCACAAAAUCAGGAGAAGGAUUGAGAUUUGCGCCUCUGCAUUGCCGGCGGUCGCUGUAAUUCGAGCUGGGUUUGGGAAUGUUUUUCAGAGCGCGAUGUGGGAUUUUCGCCUGAUUGUUUAGAACAGGAAUUCGAAUAUGUUGAUGUCAACGAGGAUGAUCAUACCGACGGAAAACGACCGUCUGCUGCGCUCCACACCAGUCUGUCUCUGGGCAUUUAGUGGAAAUCCAUCUGGUGUAAAAUUGUCAUCUGCGAACCGGAAUGGAGUCAGCUGGAGCAGAAUUGGAUGGUUGAGUGGACUGUGUUUGCGCAGUUGCUUGAAAAUUCAAUGCAAGGGUGGAAAAUGGAGAUUUCCUGCUGUCAAGACACAGAACGUGGAAGGUGUCAACAUAAGUUUCGAAGAAGAAGAAAAAGCCCAGAAGCGGAGAAAAUUUGCAGCCGAAGAAACGCUCGAUUUAUUGGAGUGGCCCCGUCUGUGUGCCGCUGUAGCAGAGUUUGCAGGCACUGCAAGUGCCAAAGAACUAUGUCAUGCACUUACCUUACCUUCAACACGAGAAGAGAGUUUAGCAUUACUCGACGAGACUACUGCUGCACUCGAAUUAGACAAUUUGCUGGCGGGAGUUCUUGACUUUGGAGCUCUCAGAACUCCAGUUAUAAAAACAGGCAUAGAUCGGGCUUCUAAAGGUGCUGUGUGCACCGGGAUGGAGCUUGUAGCGUUAGCAACGCUUCUUCAGUUUGUAUUGACAUUAAGGCGUGGAAUUGCUACAGCUAUUCAAGACAACGGAGAGAGGCUGGACAUAUUGUUGCCCAUCGCCAGACUGGUUGAGCCAAUGAUAAUCCCUCAAGAUGUACCGAAAGCAAUAUGGAGUAAGGUUGAAGAAGAUGGCACAGUGAAGGAUACCGCUAGUUCCCGACUUCGACUAGCUCGCAUACAAGCUCGUACUAUUGAACAAAGGCUUCAAGACCUCCUGAACAGGAUUAUGCGGGAGCAAUCAGGAGCAAGUGCUGCCCAGGAAGUAGUGGACGUUGACGGACGACUAUGUUUGAUUGUCCCUGCAAACAAAUCGGACAACAUCCCCGGCUUGCUUUUUCAAAGAGGAAGCGGAGCCACAGCAUAUCUUGAACCAUCGGCAGCCGUGUCUCUCAACAACAAGCUCUCUGAAGCACGGGCGGAGGUGCAGAAUGCAGAAUAUGAAGUGUUGUUGGAGAUCACUAGAAAGAUUGUGCCUCAUUUGUAUGACAUCCAGAUCAUUCUUGAUAUCAUAGUGCGUCUCGACGUGAUAUCCGCGCGUGGAAAAUAUAGUUCCAACAUAGGCUCCUCCAGACCCAUCUUUUGCACCUCCAUCGAUACGUUGCGACAUCAUGAAAAGACUGAUGCAGAAACCCUGCACGAAAUUAGUCAGCAAGGAGACCUCCUUCUCAACUUACGAAAAGCUCGACAUCCCCUUCUCGUGGAGCAACAUUUCCAAGCUUUGAAACGAGCGAAGUCGAAGUUCAGUUCAGCAUCAAAGGUCCUAAACAGAAUGAAGGGAAGACCUGGUACAAGCGCAUCCAUGUUGCAGUCCGCAGAGUCUGCAUUUGCAGAGUCGGAAGCGGAGCUGAAAGAAGUAGAGGCAAAAGUACCUGUGCCUAUCGAUGUGCAAGUCAGUUCCGGGACGCGUGUAGUUGCGAUCACGGGCCCCAACACGGGUGGGAAGACAGCAGCGAUCAAGACUAUUGGUCUGGCAGCUCUGAUGGCCAAAGCUGGCCUUUACGUGGUGGCGAGGGAUCCUAUUCAGAUUCCAUGGUUUGAUGCAGUUUUUGCUGAUAUUGGUGACGAACAGUCUUUAAGCCAGUCUCUCUCUACAUUUUCAGGUCAUCUAAUGCGCAUAAAGCGUAUCAAGUCAGAGUCAACCGGAGCAUCAUUAGUUCUAUUAGAUGAGGUUGGUGCGGGAACAGACCCCACCGAAGGUGCAACUCUUGGUAUGGCAAUGCUUGAGUCGUUCGCACAAGGUGGCGCUGGCGGUUCCCUUUUGACUUUCGCAACUACUCAUCACGGAGAGCUCAAAACCCUGAAAUACAAUGAUACUCGAUUUGAGAAUGCUUCUGUAGAGUUCGAUGAAGUGCGGCUUGUUCCAACAUACAAACUCCUGUGGGGCAUUCCAGGACGAUCAAAUGCUAUAAACAUUGCAAGAAGGCUGGGCUUGCCCAACGAGAUUCUGGCCGAGGCCGAAACUUUGUAUGGAGCAGAAAGUGCAGAAGUCAAUGAGGUAAUUAUGAAGCUUGAGGAAGCGAAGCUGAACUUUGAUCAAGGAUUGGAAGAAUCAGAGAGUCUGUUCUUAGAGAUCAAAAAACUCCAUAGUAGGCUGCUCUCCACAGCCGAGGCGCUUCAUGACUAUGUAGACGAGCUACAGCUGGAAAAGCGAGACAAGUUAGCUUCAAUUGCUGCUUCGGCUCGCUCUAGAUUGAGUGCAAUUGCGAGAACUAAAGGGCCAAAGGUUGCGGCUUCUGUGCUUGACGAUAUAGAAGCAUCCACCAACCUUCAGUCCCUAAAAUGGGAAGAGAGAAGUAGUUCAGCCACGAAAACCUCUCAACCCCCAGAUGUGGCUGAACUCAAAGUAGGGCAAUCAGUAUAUCUACCCAAGCUAGGUAGAAACGUGAAGGUUGUCGAGGUGAACGGCAAGAAUGUUACGGUUCUCUCUGGAAAGAUGCAGUUGAAAGUGAAACUGAAGGAACUGCAAUGAGCAAUCUUUCAACGACAGAUGUUUCCACCAUCACCAAAAAUGUAUCAUUAAAUUUUAAGCUGGAGUCUAUGAAGACUUUGCAGGACGCGAGAGAGCUACUGAUACCAUAUGUGAGAUUUCGUUGUGUACAUGGUGUCCUUUGCGUUGCACCUCUGUUCUUUACGUCGGCUCUAAAUUUCCACUCGACUUCU